Molecule: messenger RNA, 759 nt
Organism: Fulvia fulva
Lineage: Eukaryota; Fungi; Ascomycota; Dothideomycetes; Mycosphaerellales; Mycosphaerellaceae
Product: Superoxide dismutase [Mn]
Exons: 3
Coding region: 1-759 (252 amino acids)
Biological process (GO): superoxide metabolic process
Molecular function (GO): superoxide dismutase activity; metal ion binding
Source: RefSeq, a predicted model, not a curated record
AUGCAGCUCUUCAACUACUCCAUUCCUCUUCUGGGUUUCUGGCAACAGGCAGGAGACUGGAUGUCCAAUACCGCACAGUCAAGACUUGAUUCCAUCCAACAAAGUUUGGGUGCUGGUCCAAACACGCAGAACAAUACCAUGGCGUACUCUUUGCCCCAGCUGGGAUACAGCUAUGACGCCCUCGAGCCACACUUUGACAAGGAGACCAUGGAGAUUCACCACUCCAAGCACCAUCAGACUUACGUCAACAACCUGAACAGCCUCCUCAAGGAGCACAGCCAGCUCAACACGCUCAACGUAGACGACCUGGUGACGAAGCUCGAUCAGGUUCCACAGGACAAGCAGAAGGGCGUUCGCAACAACGCCGGUGGUCACUCUAACCACAGCUUCUUCUGGCAGAACCUCAAGCUAGGCACCUCAUUGGACGGUGACCUCGAGACAGCAAUCAAGAAGGAUUUUGGAAGUGUUGAAGACUUCAAGGCGAACUUCGAGAAAGCAGCCACCACUGUAUUUGGAUCGGGCUGGGCUUGGCUUGUCAGCCAAAACGGUACAUUGAAGAUUGUGACCACCGCCAACCAGGACAGCCCAUUAAUGGGAGAGAGCGUAGCUGGCGCAAAGGGCUUCCCGAUUGUUGCCUUGGACGUCUGGGAGCACGCUUACUACCUCAAGUACCAGAACCGCCGUCCUGAUUACAUCAAGGCUUUUUGGAGCGUCGUGAAUUGGGACUUUGCCAAGCAGCGCUUCUCGCAGGCCAAGUAA